AUCAUCUGCAGAUUUGCAGAUGUUGUCUGUGCUUUCGCUCAUGGGAAUCCAAUCCCAUUUUUGGCUUCCGCAGCUUAGGGUUUAAGAUGUUUUGUCUCUCCCAUCAAGUAUUUUCUUUUACUAUCCAGCACAGCAUUAAGCUAUUAGAGCGCCAAAACUCUUGCACAGUGCUGAGCAAUUCUUGAACUCCAGUUUUUGGCGGGAAACUUGCAAGGAAGUGAGAGAAACAGAGAAAAUCAGGCGAUGGGGAAAGACGAGGAGGAGAUGAGGGGAGAGAUAGAGGAGAGACUGAUAAAUGAGGAGUACAAAAUCUGGAAGAAGAAUACGCCUUUUUUGUACGAUUUGGUGAUAACCCAUGCCCUAGAAUGGCCUUCCCUUACUGUGGAGUGGCUUCCUGAUCGAGAUGAACCUCCGGGGAGGGAUUACUCGGUCCAGAAGAUGAUUCUGGGCACACAUACUUCGGAGAACGAACCCAAUUACUUAAUGCUUGCCCAAGUGCAGCUUCCUUUGGAGGAUGCCGAGAAUGAUGCGCGCCAUUAUGAUGACGAUCGCGCUGACGUAGGCGGAUUCGGGUGUGCUAAUGGCAAAGUACAAAUAAUCCAGCAAAUAAAUCAUGACGGAGAGGUUAACAGGGCUCGUUAUAUGCCUCAAAACCCCUUUAUCAUUGCCACCAAGACAGUUAGUGCUGAGGUUUAUGUAUUUGACUAUAGCAAGCAUCUAUCUAAGCCCCCUUUGGAUGGUGCCUGUAAUCCUGAUUUAAGGCUAAGAGGUCACAAUACUGAAGGAUAUGGUUUAUCAUGGAGUAAAUUCAAGCAGGGUCACUUGCUUAGUGGUUCUGAUGAUGCUCAGAUAUGCUUGUGGGAUAUUAAUGCGACUCCUAAAAAUAAAACCCUGGAGGCUAUGCAGAUUUUUAAGGUUCAUGAAGGUGUUGUGGAGGAUGUCGCAUGGCAUUUGAGGCAUGAAUACUUAUUUGGUUCUGUUGGUGAUGAUCAAUACUUGCUUAUAUGGGAUCUUAGGACUCCAUCAAUCAGCAAGCCUGUCCAAUCUGUAGUUGCUCAUCAAAGUGAGGUCAACUGCUUGGCUUUUAAUCCAUUCAACCAAUGGGUUGUUGCUACUGGUUCUACUGAUAAAACUGUGAAGUUGUUUGAUCUACGCAAGAUUAAUACUGCUCUUCACACCUUUGAUUGUCACAAGGAGGAGGUUUUCCAGGUGGGCUGGAAUCCAAAGAAUGAAACUAUCUUAGCUUCUUGUUGUCUUGGCAGGAGACUCAUGGUGUGGGAUCUUAGCAGGAUUGACGAAGAGCAGACACCAGAAGAUGCUGAGGAUGGUCCACCAGAAUUGCUUUUUAUUCAUGGUGGGCAUACAAGUAAAAUAUCUGACUUCUCAUGGAACCCAUGUGAGGAUUGGGUUAUUGCCAGUGUUGCCGAAGACAAUAUACUUCAAAUAUGGCAAAUGGCAGAGAACAUAUAUCAUGAUGAAGAUGAUCUGCCUGAAGAAUCAACGAAGGCUCCUUAGUAUUAUUUCCAUUGUUCUCUAACAUAUUAAAAGCUUGGGUGAUAGUAUUCUGCACUUCUCUCCAAUUCACCUAGGCAGCUGAAGUUGGUCUCUUGUGGUGUGAUUCCGGUUUCCAAAUUUGUCUAUGCUGGAAAUACGUAAUAACUGGUUAAAUAUUAGUUUUUAGUGCAGACGUGUAAAAUGCCAUCCAAAAGCUCUGUUGAACAUUUUGCGAUGUGAAUGUAAUUAAUACAAGGCUUAGAUCUUCCGAAAGUUAUGAAAUUUGCAGUAAAUCUC
Neltuma alba is the source of this 1791-nucleotide messenger RNA. RefSeq names its product WD-40 repeat-containing protein MSI1. The record is from RefSeq and is a predicted model, not a curated record. The transcript is spliced from 7 exons. Gene Ontology annotation, molecular function: protein binding. The coding region runs from base 244 to 1515 and encodes 423 amino acids. Lineage: Eukaryota; Viridiplantae; Streptophyta; Magnoliopsida; Fabales; Fabaceae.